Molecule: messenger RNA, 642 nt
Organism: Dichomitus squalens LYAD-421 SS1
Lineage: Eukaryota; Fungi; Basidiomycota; Agaricomycetes; Polyporales; Polyporaceae
Exons: 2
Coding region: 1-642 (213 amino acids)
Source: RefSeq, a predicted model, not a curated record
AUGGACGACGAAGAAUUUUGGGGAAACGACCCUAAGGCUCUGCAAAAUACUGAGUGGGAGAAGAUAUCGAACGACUUCACAAACGCAGGCUACCGCGAGGGCAUCACAGCCGGGAAGGAAGGCGCCCUCCAAGAGGGCUUCGACGACGGCUUCGCGUCCGUCGGCGCGCCCCUCGGCCGUGACCUAGGCAUCCUCCGAGGGCUCUCCUCCGCCCUCCUCGCUUUCCUCUCGAGAGCACCCGGCCCCCCUUCGAUCGCAACCGACCCACGCGUCGCGGAGGUGCGGGCGAUAGCGACUGAGCUUUCGAACGUGCGCCUCUCGGACAUCGCGCCCCCGGACCUGCAGGCGCUCGCGCACGCGCGGGAGCACCUCGACGGUGAGGGCAGGGACAGAGAUGCGCGUAUGGACGAUGAGGACGACGUGACCGACCCUGCCGAGCUCAACGAGGCGCUGAAGGCGAAGCGAGACAUGGAGAGCCUCGAGGACCUCAUGGCGCAGAUGGGCGGUGUGAUAGAAGGGGCAGGGGCGGACGCACGUCUGAAGCCGGCGCGUCCUACGGCCGAGGACGUCGCACGGCUCAAGGAGCGGCUUCUCGCUAUAGCGAGAGAGCUGGGCCUUGGGAUAGCGGUGCAAUGGAGUUGA